Molecule: messenger RNA, 1059 nt
Organism: Cryptomeria japonica (Japanese cedar)
Lineage: Eukaryota; Viridiplantae; Streptophyta; Pinopsida; Cupressales; Cupressaceae
Product: CASP-like protein 2BC2
Exons: 3
Coding region: 318-884 (188 amino acids)
Source: RefSeq, a predicted model, not a curated record
AAAAUCUAUGCAAUACUACUUUGACACAAAUAAUGUUAUGCGAAAGAAAUUUUAUUGUUGAAGAGGGAAUAUUUUCACUUUCAAAGAUUGUAAUCAAGGAGAUUGCAUGAGUAGGCAAGUCGGUUACCUUCUCCUCAUUCUCGUGAGAAGAAGACAGGUUCACUUCUGCUAUAAUUAAUACCACUACUCAGUGUUAUCAACAACCCCACUAUCUGUUUUAUAUUGCACGUCUAUCUUAUAGAUUUGAUCUUCCUUGUCUGAACGAGAGUAGUGUAUGUUCUGGGUGGUAAAGCAAGGUUGAAAAUAACUGUAACACAAUGGGAGGAACGACAGAGUUUGAGAGGAAGGUGAGGAUGGAGAGGAGACUGAAGACAGGGGAAGUAGUUUUGAGAUUUGUAAUGGUGGCUUUGGCCAUUCUUUCUGCAGAGCGUGUGGCAACUGAUACACAAACUCGAAGUAUUUUUUCCAUUAACAAAAGGGCCAAGUUCACCGACAUGAAAGCUCUUCUGUUUCUUGUUACUAUCAACGGAAUUGUGGCGGCCUAUUCUUUCGUUCAAGGGCUCAGAUGUGUUAUAAGUAUGUACAUUGGAAUUCCUUUGAUCAACAAGCCUCUAGCAUGGCUGAUUUUUGGUUUUGACCAGACAAUAGCCUACAUGUCUCUUGCAGCAGCAGCAGCUGCUGCUGAGUCUGCAUACCUGUCAAAAAGGGGCCAAAAAGAGUUUCAGUGGAUCCAAGUCUGCGAUUUGUUUGGCAAGUUCUGUACCCAAGUUGGAGAGGGGCUUGUCACUGCCUUUCUUGUGAGUCUAUGUCUGAUAACUGUUUCUGGAUUAUCUGCAUAUCAUCUCUUCAGAUUGUAUGGUAGUAAAGGCAAAAGUGUUCAGUGAAGAUCAUAAGCCAGAAACAUGUAUAGUCAAAUUUAUAUUGUAUAUCUAUGGUUUAAUAUUGCAACUGGGAAAACUAAGUUUGUUGAUAUCUUUGUCAAUGUAAAGAAACGUUCCUGUUUCAGUUUACGGGCAUUUGGCCAUUUUAAUAUUUGAAGUUUACAUACUUGAAGUUGUA